Messenger RNA from Aspergillus oryzae RIB40, 1353 nucleotides. RefSeq names its product MFS transporter. Lineage: Eukaryota; Fungi; Ascomycota; Eurotiomycetes; Eurotiales; Aspergillaceae. The coding region runs from base 1 to 1353 and encodes 450 amino acids. Gene Ontology annotation, cellular component: membrane. The record is from RefSeq and is a predicted model, not a curated record. Gene Ontology annotation, molecular function: transmembrane transporter activity. The transcript is spliced from 8 exons. Gene Ontology annotation, biological process: transmembrane transport.
AUGAGAUCAGAUGAAGAUAUAGACGGCACAUUUGCACCAAUUCAGGCUCCCCCCGCCGACGAAGAACGGAUGGAGAAGCUGCACUCCAGCAGCUCACGUCCCAUUGAACGCAGCUGGUCUUUGAAUGAUGGAUACAGCUGCCAUACAGUGGAUGAAGAAGCCGCAAGAAAUGCUCUUUGCAAUGACGGGGGCGAGGCAGAUGAAUCGUCUACUUUUGUUGUUAGCUGGGACGAGAAUGACCCGAUGAAUCCUCGGAACUUCAAUACCAUGAGGCGGUGGUUGAUUGUUAUCAUUUGCUCUCUGGGUUCUCUUUGUGUGACUUGCACCUCGUCAAUGUAUACCGCUACCUACGACCAGAUAACAGAAGAAUUCAACUGUUCUCGCUUGAUCGCAACGCUCGGGCUAUCGUUCUUUAUAUGGGGCCUUGGUAUCGGCCCGCUGUUUCUGGGGCCCCUAUCAGAGUUUUAUGGCCGAAGAUAUAUCUAUAUUACCUCAUUCACCAUAUUCUUGAUCUGGCUCAUCCCCUGUGCUGUGGCUAAGAAUAUUGAGACCAUGAUCGUAUGCCGCUUUUUUAAUGGUGUCGCUGGGAGCGCAUUCCUCAGCGUUGCAGGUGGUACGGUAGGAGAUUUAUUUGCUCGCCAUGAGCUGAGCGCGCCUAUGAUGCUGUAUACGGCUUCACCUUUUGUUGGACCUGAAGUAGGACCAUUAGUUGGUGGGUUCAUAAAUCAAUUCACCACAUGGCGCUGGACGUUCUACGUGCUUCUUAUUUGGACAGGCGUAAUGCUCAUUUCAAUCGUCCUCUUUGUCCCAGAAACUUAUCAUCCGGUCCUUCUGCGGCAAAAGGCGGAGAAACUUCGCAAAGAGACAGGGGAUGAUCGAUGGAAAGCACCGAUUGAACGAUUAAAUCGCUCGGUGGCACGAACAGUCCUACACUCGAUCUACAGGCCCGUGCUCCUCCUGACGCUGGAACCUAUGUGUUUGUGCCUCUGUAUAUUCUCUGCCAUCUUGCUGGGUAUAAUAUACCUUUUCUUUGGUGCCUUCCAGCUGGUAUUUGGCAACGUGUAUGGCUUUGAACUAUGGCAGCGCGGUCUUUGCUUCCUCGGCCUUUUUGUGGGAAUGGUUUUGGCUAUUUUAUCCGAUCCCUUCUGGCGCCGCGUCUACCAACGCUUAGAAGAGAAGCACAAAAGGACAGAGGGAACAACAGAAGACUUUCAACCAGAGUGGCGACUACCCCCAGCAAUUCUCGGUGGUCCCCUUGUUACUAUAGGGUUAUUCAUAUUUGCUUGGACUAUUUAUCCUUAUGUGCAUUGGAUUGUACCCAUAAUUGGCAGUGCGUUUUUUGGAGCCGGGUGA